Molecule: messenger RNA, 2530 nt
Organism: Aedes aegypti (yellow fever mosquito)
Lineage: Eukaryota; Metazoa; Arthropoda; Insecta; Diptera; Culicidae
Gene: Edem1
Product: ER degradation-enhancing alpha-mannosidase-like protein 2
Exons: 2
Coding region: 103-2487 (794 amino acids)
Biological process (GO): mannose trimming involved in glycoprotein ERAD pathway; endoplasmic reticulum mannose trimming; carbohydrate metabolic process
Cellular component (GO): membrane; endoplasmic reticulum
Molecular function (GO): calcium ion binding; mannosyl-oligosaccharide 1,2-alpha-mannosidase activity
Source: RefSeq, a predicted model, not a curated record
CACCCACCACGAAGAGACAAAAAAAUUCGAGCUUUGUUGUGACGGCGAGUCGCAAAAAGAAAUUCGCUCCCAAAUUUAUUCUAAAUUAUUGUGGUAAAAAGUAUGCGACAAUUGCACCGAUUCGGCAAAAAUGGUCUCCUGCUCGUGUAUUUGUGCUUCGCCUUCAUCAACGCCGUGGCCGGGCUCCGGAAGUACACCAAACAGGACAUGAUCCGAUUACGGGAAGAAGUCCGGGCCAUGUUCCAGCACGCCUACGAUGGGUACCUGCGCUAUGCGAGCAAGUACGACGAACUGCGGCCGCUGUCGUGCGACGGGGUGGACACCUGGGGCAGCUACUCGCUGACGCUGAUCGACGCGCUGGACACGCUGGCCGUGAUGGGUAACUAUUCGGAGUUCCGGCGGGUGGUUGGCCUGCUGGAGCGGAAGUCAUUCGAUAGCGAUAUUAAUGUGUCGGUGUUCGAGACGAAUAUCCGGAUCGUGGGAGGGCUGAUCAGUGCGCACAUGAUGAGUCACAAGGCCGGGGUGGAACUGGAACCGGGUUGGCCUUGUAAUGGACCGCUGUUGAGAUUGGCGGAGGAUGUGGCGCGGAGAUUGUUGCCGGCGUUCGACACGCGGACAGGGAUGCCUUACGGGACGGUUAACUUGAAGUAUGGAGUUCCGUACGGGGAAACGAGUGUGACCUGUACGGCUGGGAUUGGGACGUUCAUCGUGGAGUUUGGGGCGUUGAGUCGGUUGACUGGGGAUCCGAUCUACGAGGAAGUUGCUUUGAAUGCGUUGUACGGGUUAUACAAUCAUCGGUCAUCGAUUGGGCUGUUCGGGAAUCACAUAGAUGUCCAGACAGGUCGGUGGACGGCACAGGACGCCGGCAUUGGAGCGGGAGUUGAUUCCUAUUACGAGUAUCUGGUCAAAGGGGCCAUCAUGCUGAACAAGCCUGAUCUGAUGCAUAUGUUCAACGAAGGCCGAAAGGCGAUCGAUAAGUAUCUGAAACGUGACGAUUGGCACGUUUGGGUCAGUAUGAACAAGGGUCAGGUGACGCUCCCGGUGUUCCAAUCGCUGGAGGCCUAUUGGCCAGGAGUGCUGAGCUUGUUCGGAGAUACGAGCGUGGCAAUGAAGACUCUGCACAACUACCACACCGUUUGGAAACAGUACGGAUUCCUGCCGGAAUUCUACAACAUUCCCAACGCCGAAGCCGGAGCUAAUCGGGAGAAUUAUCCUUUGCGGCCGGAACUGAUCGAAUCGGUCAUGUAUCUGUACAGGGCAACCGGUGAUCCCUAUUUGCUGGAAGUGGGAGAGGACAUUCUCAGAAGCAUAGAAUACAGCGCCAAGACGCCUUGCGGUUAUGCGACGAUCAAGAACGUCCGAGAUCACCACAAGGAAGAUCGAAUGGAGUCGUUCUUCCUGGCGGAAACGACCAAAUAUCUCUACCUGCUAUUCGAUCCGGACAAUUUCAUCCACAAUGAUGGCCGCGUGGGAACCGUCAUCAAUACAACCUACGGCGAGUGCAUAAUCGAUGCCGGAGGCUAUAUCUUCAACACCGAAGCCCAUCCGAUUGAUCCGGCCAUGCUGCGAUGUUGCCACGAACUUCCGCAGCAGAAUCUCUUUGCCGACUUCAGCCCCGAGAAAUACGCCGGAGAUCGAUUGGAUCUGAGUAGAACCCGAGAGGGCAAUGGAGCAGACCUGAAAGCCCCGGAGGAACCCAAAGCUGAGAACAUAUCUGUGGUGGAUGCUCAACUGGAAGAAGGCAUCCCCGCCGCUGUAUUGGAAGAACUUGGCGCCAAAUUGGCCGAAGCCCGUCAGGCUCUAACCAAGAAACGCCUCGAGGAAGCCUUCAACCGAGCCAAAGAAUCGCUCCUCAACCAGCAGAACGAGUCCACUCCAAAAAAGGACAUCAAUAGAACCACCAACGACGAUAGCUUGAUAGUUCCGGUGGAACCGGUCGCUCCCACGCCAACCGUUGCCGCCGACGAUCCAGAGCGGAUGACCACGAUAAAGCUGACUCCCUCGGCCCGCGAUCCGGACGACAAGAGUUCAACGGCACAAGUCAAGCUGAACGAGAGCCAGCGCGAACAGCAGGAUCUUCCGGAAGCACCGGAACAAUCUGCACCACAACCUACGACAGCACCCCCAGCGGAAGAUGACGACAACGAGGACGAAGAUCUCCACUCGGCAAAGAAAUUCUUCUCCGAGAACAGUUCCGUCGGCAGUGGGGACGACGAUGGCAUGGAAGCGAUUCCGCCCACCGUGGACGCUGAACAUCUCCCGGAAUCGCAACCGUCCGUCCUGAACAACACCAUCACCGAGUUCGUGCAGAACAUGUUCAAAACCAAGGUGUACCAGAAGACCAAGUUCGAUCCGCACGCACUGCUCGAAAAAGUGAAGGAGGCAGGGCACCUGCGGAACAGUUCCUGGGCCAGCAACUACGGGUUGCUCACGUGCAAGGCGCAGCCGUUCCUGCAGAGGAUAACGCUGCUGGGGGAGUUUUUCUAAGAUGGGUGAAAAUUAAAAGUACACAAGUCUGAUUCGUUCCAAA